AUGUCUGACCAACUUGACGAACAACAAAUUAGCGAGUAUCGCGAAUCCUUUGCCUUAUUUGAUAAGAAUGGGGAUGGUGCUAUCGAUGCAGAAGAACUCGGCCAAGUUAUGCGUUCUUUAAACCAAGAUCCCACCAAUGAAGAAUUGAAAGAUAUGAUCAAUGAUGUCGAUUCUGACAACAAUGGCCGUAUUGACUUUAACGAAUUCUUGACCAUCAUGUCCAGAAUGAAGGGCAAUGACGAAACAGAGAAUGAUUUGCUGGAAGCGUUCAAGGUCUUUGAUAAGGAUCAAGAUGGCAGUAUCACACAAGAUGAACUUCGCUCGGUCAUGACAAAUCUCGGUCAAAAAUUGUCCUCCCAAGAGCUUGACGAGAUGAUCAAGGAGGCUGAUAUCGAUGGUGAUGGAAAGAUCAACUACAAGGAGUUUGUAAAAAUGAUGGGUACCAACUAA
Molecule: messenger RNA, 450 nt
Organism: Mucor velutinosus
Lineage: Eukaryota; Fungi; Mucoromycota; Mucoromycetes; Mucorales; Mucoraceae
Exons: 4
Coding region: 1-450 (149 amino acids)
Cellular component (GO): myosin II complex
Molecular function (GO): calcium ion binding
Source: RefSeq, a predicted model, not a curated record